CAGCCUUCGCCACAUAUCUUGCGUCCGUACCGCACUGUUGAAAUAGGUUCUUCACGGUUGAACAACGAGAUUUAUAGGCGAGGGAGGUGAACUUUGUACAGUGGACUUUCCGUCUUGGAAGCGCGUUGGGACGAUGAGGAUUAAAAAAUUUUUUUAUCUCGUCUCCGAUAAAAUUGAAACUGAAUUCGGUAUACGUCAUUCGUCGCUGACCCCAAUCCGUUCGAUAAUCUCCUCGAGCCAUCCGUAAGUCUGAUUUAUUUUCCGUAUAAGCCUCGGAAUCGGUGGUAGUCAAUUAUCAUAUUUUGCCACCUAAUAAGUGUAAGCGCUUCUUACGAUCGGACGCGUCUAUUGAAAUCUGGGAAUAUAAAAGUAUGAAAAAUAGAUAAAAAAAAUAUUGUAAUGACGAUGAAAAAUAAUGAUGAUAACGGUUGUGAUUAUCGUGAAACUGGCACACGCCGCACAGAAGUAACAUGUUUCUCUCGCUUUUCGGUACACGGGGUAAAUACGAGAUUAAAUAUUAAGUACAAGGUGUGGAAUUUAAACCCUGUAAUAAUCGCGUAAUUAACGUCUUGUACAUAAUGUGUACGUGUCGGAGGUAAGAUCAAAGUUCUCUUAGGUACACCGGUGGAGGAGACAAAUCGUGAGAUUUAAACCGAAAUUAAGCUGGUUUUAAGCGGGAAAUUAUAAAGCCGCUCGAAUUCAUUUCCUGUCCAACGUUGGAUGCCCCAACGAACUGCGAUCGGUGUUCGAGAUUAUUUCUUCGACGUAGUAAAACAAGAUCACUCGGAAAAUCUGUAAUUCUGAAAAAUUGUCACCCCGUAUCCCCGAGUCUUUGAAUGGAACGUAUCUAUUUUCUGGUAUUAUUUGACACUCGACUGCGCUCGUUCUUCACUCGGAGCAAUCCGGGGUUGAAACAACAUCGUCUAUUUCUUGUACCGAAGGUUUUUCCGCCUCUACCAGCAGCUUCACCAAUGCGUUAGCCGGACCGGUAUAAUUUAAGUCGACGACCACCAAAAUGUCACAACAACCUUGCACGCUUCUAUUUUCGUUUUUAAUUUUUCCUUUUUUCUUCUUUCCCCACUUUCGUUUCUGUUCCAUUUUUUUUUCUUUUUUUUUUUUCUUUAUUUCUCCACGCUCCUUUUCUGUUUCGAUUUCUUUUUUUUUAUUUCAUAUUCUCUUUUUAUUCCCAGCUCACACCGUGUAACUCUCGCCCGUUAAUGUUACGCCGCAUCCUGUACUCUGUUCCAACUUAUUCUCUCUACUACACUAAUACCGUAUACACUAUAUGUGGUUACUUACGAAUGUGCAUACGUACACAUGUACACGUAUUUUACACACCGAACUUAAAUAGGUCCACCAGGAAGGGCUCCGAGUUCUAUUUAUGCCCCGUGCACCGAAUACUAGAAACGUGCAGUGUCACCAAACGUGCCUUCGGCUUGGUCACACCCUUUCUCCUCUUUACCGGGCAACAACUACUUCGCUCCGUCAUUUCCUGGUGGAGUCCCGCGUUUCUCCGCAUAUAAAACCAGCGAGUUUUCCAGAUGUAUACACGUCGACUUUGUGCGAAUUAAGAAUCUGGGCUAUCCGGAUUCGACCGGUUCGUCGCUGAGGAAAUCGAAUCCGUUAAAUUUGUAAGGCACCUGAUCGGCGGAGGGAAAAUUUUUCCGGCUCUUUUCAUUACACUAGGAUCAUCUCUAUCCGAGUGGUUUAUCCGAUACGACACGUGAUAAUUGUGAGGGUAACCACGUCGAUCAUUAUUAUUAUAAAAAUAAUAACGAACCUUUUGACACCUCUUCGGAAGCAAGGGGAUCCGCCCCACCCUUGGCUGAGCGCUACAGGUAUCGGCUAUGGGGUCCCCUUUCUUUCUUUUUUGUGUGUAACCUUUUUUCAUAUUAUUUUAUUUUUUUUUUUUCACCGAUUCUUCAUUUUUUUUUCUCUCCCUCGGCUCGUCUUCCUUUUUGAGAGCCACUGUGGAUAAUUGGGACCGCACCCACAACGGUCAACUUGACGGUCGUCUUCGGCGUUUCAUCUCUCUCCACCUCGUGGGGCAACGGCGAGUGUGAUCGGUGAGUUUUCAACCGGUAGGUGGGCCCAAUGCCCAUUCAGGUGCGGGCCGUGGGCCGGGAGGGCCCAAUCUCAAUGCAUCAUCGGUAUUGUCAGCCGCUCACCGGCCAGAUUUAUUAACAUAAGCUCGCUCUGACAUCCCUCGGACUGGCAGUCUACAGGGUCCCGCUCACGAAGACGACCUCAGCAGCAGCAGCAGCUGCGGCUCCGAUAAAUAUACACACAAAUUUGUAACACAAAUUGCCGAACGCCUCAUAAAAAUGGAACCGGAGAUAAAUAAUGAUCCAUCUCACGUGUACCUGCCACCGCGUGUGAUCGCGAGGUUGACGUUAUAAGGUCGGAAAUAAAGAGAGAAAAGUUGGCGAUCGAUCGCGACGCCGAUGACACACCCGAAUCAGUUUCCUAUCGAAUUCCGCGCAAUAGUUUUACGAUUUAUCGAAGGGUACGAGAGGAGAAUCGGAUCGACGCGAGAUUAUUAAACUGGAAUUAUAAUCAACCACCUAGCGCCCGAAGCCCUUCAGGACUUCGAUCGCGUAGUACGGUGUUCCUGUGGAAUUCUGGUGAAAUUUUCAUUCGACACUUAAUUAUAUCUAAGUAUUCGUCCUCGACGGCGGUGAGGUGGGAAAAAAUUUUGUACGAACCGAUGCCCCUCGACUCGCUUCGUGAAAGAAGUCGAUGGCUUCCCCGCUCCCUUUGAAAACACCGAAAAUUCUUCACCCAGACGUCGCGAUAACCGGACACAUGUACGCCGAUAAGUCUUCCUUCUCUUCUCUCGAUUUUACAGUCCUUACAGUUUUGGGACCCACUUGAAAUCCCGUACGAGUGGCGAGGACUUUGAGAAAAAGAAAUAAAUCGAGCGGGAGAACUCGGUUGCGUGGAGAAGUAGAAAAAAAAAAAAAGAAGAAUUCAAGAAAGUUUGAAAAUGUCAACGAUGUAUCUGACUCGCACGAUUUACCGUAUGUACCGGUAAAAUUAUUUCGUUUGUUGUCGUCCCUCCUCCCUCCGAUCUCCUCGUUGUUCGAAAUGGAAGCUUUAGCCGUCUGCCCGUGCGAUGAACGUUCGGAAGGUCCGAGGCAUCCGGAACCAGUCGAGGAGUGGGACGUUCACAACAUGAUCAAACACCUACCAAGGUCAGUGACGACUUCACGAGCUUCGCUCAGUCCCCGAGAACCCCCCCCGUCGUUUUAAAGGAUGGAAAGUUUCUGAUAAAAUUCGAUCUAAAAAAAGGGUUAUUUCCGUUGCAUUUUAUCUCGUGAAGAACGUGGCGCGCCGACGAACCGCGAAGACACUGGGAAAUGGUGUUGCAUUGCGAAAAAGCAAUGUUUCCAAAUCCGUUGCCUAAUUUACCGUUACCGACCAGAGAGGUACGGGGCAUCGCUACUUCCAACUUAUUUACUUACUAUCGAUAUUAGUCGACACGAAGGUGCAACCGUAGUUUUUAUUUGGAAAACCGUCGAGAGCAAAACCUUUGAGUUUUUAUCCGAAUGAUCGUAGGCUCGAUUUUACUGGCAUUUAUACGGAGCAACGGCGAGACACGAACCACUUUAUCAGAGGGAAUUGAACGGCUCGAUUAUUUCCGCUCUUCAAAGGUGACUCUGAAAUCAAUUCAACUCGCCGUGUUAAUUUUUUUUUUUCUAACCGGUAAACCCUUACCCAGGAUGAUCAGGAGGGGGAAAUUGUCGGAGAACGUGAUGCUCUCGGAACAGCUUUUCCGGUUGAAUACCUUCGAUUACUUCGGGCGAAAAAAUGUCAUCGAUAAAUUGGAGAAGUUGUUCAGUCAACAGACGAAGAUAGUCUCCUUUUGCAUCGAAGGACUCGGACUCACCAGGAAAGAAGGACUCCGUCUGGUUUCAUCUCUGUUCGAGUCACGAGAAACUGUGAAAAAUUUGUACUGCUGGCGGGCGUUCGAGCCCGCGGAAGGACCACUCCUAGUGGACACCGGUCACUUCUCGGGAUCCGGUCUGUACAGGGAUAGGGUGCCCCGAAAACGGGACUGGUUCGGGGCCAUCGGAUCCCUCGAAUCCCUGACAACGCUGUCGAUCAACUACGCUUACCUCGCAACACCCAGCGGCGAUCUUCUGGUCGCGUUGUCCAAGUUAUUAACGCAUAAAUUUUUCGCAACGACGACAGAGAAUAAUUGUACUUUUUCUGGAAAGAAGAAACUGCUCUGUCCACCUGAAGAAAUUCCGACGGUCAAUGAUCCUGAGAAUGGAAUUGGCGGACAUGCGAUUCCCGAUGUCUCGUGGCUAGAAGCUAAGAUAUGGGCUCCGUGCCUCAAAGUUCAAUUUCUUGUGAGUUUUUCCUUUUUCCCAGUUGGGAUACCGGAGUACGAAAUGCAUAGGAGAUUUUUAACGAGAAACACUCCCUUGCAUUCGUUCAUACUUUCUACCGACAUCGACCUCCAGUUUCGACAGCCCUGGUUUUUGGAUUGUACUUUGAAGAUGCUCUGGUCCUGGUACUCGAAUUCGCUAGUUUAUCUCUACCUCCAGUUGUGGCAUCACCGUGAAAUUCUAGAUCCUGAUUUGAAAAAACUUUUCCCCCUCCUUCCGAAGCUCAAGAUAUUUGAAUUCGUUGGAGAAAUUCGUAAAGUAGAAACCCUCCGUACUAUGUGUUGCCAAAUACGGGACAAAGAUUGCAACGUUAAUCACCUGAGCUUUCAGCUCCAAGACCCAAUGGGGGGUAAAAAAAUUUGUGAAGAGUGGACGAAGGACGUCGAUCAUUUGAUAAAAUGUUUCAAAGAUGCGUUUGAAGAAAUGAAUGUGAGGCUUGAAGUGAGCCUAUAUCCAUGCUGAGAAAGAAAAGUCAAAGUUGCUGUUAGGUACGAGAUGAGAAUGAGCAAAAAAUAAUAAUAACAACAUCAAGAUAUUCUGUUUUCUCUUAAUUAAAGAACCGAAAGUCUACUUGAAUUAGCUUUUAAUUUUUGAAGCUGAAAUCCCUGCUGGGGUUUCUCACCACUCAGAGUCUCUCUGCUUCUUUAAUUUUUACCCUCGGUUGGUUGAGAAAAAAUGGAAAAAAAAAAAAACAACAACAACUUUUAUAAAACUUCUCGGUAACUUUUUUUCUAAUUAGCAACUGCUGUUCGCUCGGUAGAUAAAAUUCUCAAUGGGUUGGGGCUGAUACAACAAAUCAUCUUAGAAUAAUUAACCGAUAUUCAAGUGACGAAAAAAGUUAAUCAAGUUUUCGAAUAAAUUAUGAAGUCCCUCGAUCGAUGGGUAACAGCUUUAAUUGCAACGAUUCGAAGGGUUCGGUGAUCUCGAAAUAGAUCAUAGUACUUGCGGUGUUUUCUGUCCUCGUUGAUAUCAUUUCUAUAAGAGAAAGACAAACAAAGCAUCUUUUGUCUCGUCGGUAUGUUUAUACGGGUAUAUUUCUAGCGGUUGUCCACGUCUGCUUUUAACCGUUCAAAUCGCAAGGUGUAAUUACGCUAAUAAAUCCG
Molecule: messenger RNA, 5497 nt
Organism: Athalia rosae (coleseed sawfly)
Lineage: Eukaryota; Metazoa; Arthropoda; Insecta; Hymenoptera; Athaliidae
Exons: 6
Coding region: 3549-4856 (435 amino acids)
Source: RefSeq, a predicted model, not a curated record